AUGUUUCGGCAGAUCCUGAUUGCGCGAGCGGACGAUGGGUUGCCGUUGGCAGAGAGCUUGGAGGAGGAUCCCUCCCUGCGCCCAUUCAAGGUGCAGGCAAAGAAGAUCCUGAGGAAAAUCACACAGCCAAGCAACCCACAGCGAUGCACCAUCGACACCAACUCGCCGUUUGUUUUCCACUACUAUGUUGAGAAUGGCGUGUGCUACAUGGUGCUUUGUGACAAAGACUUUUCAAAGAAGAUGGCAUUUGCCUUUCUGGAGACACUUCACAAAGAGUUUGAGGAGGAAUAUGGUGCGCAAGUGGCGACGGCAACGCGUCCAUACAAGUUCAUCGGAUUUGAAUCUCGGAUGCAGAAGCUGCGGCGGUCGUAUGAGGACUCAAGAACAGCGCACCGCAACCUCGCGCGCAUCAACAACGAACUCCAAGAUGUCCAGCGCAUCAUGCGUCGCAACAUCGACGAAGUUCUGGACAGGGGCGAGCGGCUCGAUGAUUUGUCUGACAGGGCGGACUCGCUCAAGGGGAAAUCGCAGAAGUACCGCCGGUCUGCGGAGGAGCUCAAGUGGCGGGCACUGAUGGCGAAGCUUUGGCCCGUCAUCGCCGUCGCUGUCGUUGUUCUCGUCUUCCUCUACUUCUACUUUGCAUGGUGA
Messenger RNA from Salpingoeca rosetta, 648 nucleotides. RefSeq lists its product as uncharacterized. Gene Ontology annotation, biological process: retrograde vesicle-mediated transport, Golgi to endoplasmic reticulum; vesicle fusion with Golgi apparatus; endoplasmic reticulum to Golgi vesicle-mediated transport. The record is from RefSeq and is a predicted model, not a curated record. Lineage: Eukaryota; Choanoflagellata; Craspedida; Salpingoecidae. Gene Ontology annotation, molecular function: SNAP receptor activity. The transcript has 7 exons. The coding region runs from base 1 to 648 and encodes 215 amino acids. Gene Ontology annotation, cellular component: SNARE complex; Golgi membrane; endoplasmic reticulum-Golgi intermediate compartment.